CAUACAUAUAUAUUUCAUAAAUUUAUUAUUAAUAAAUGUAUAUACAACAUUAACUGAUUGGCACUAGAGAUUGAUAAACUUUUUUUUCGUAAAAUUAAUGAUCAUAUGCAUAUAUAUUUUUAUACUACUUAUGCAUGCAUUAGUUCACAAAAGAUCGCUCUCUUCUUUCCUGUCUCUAUCUCUUCCUCUCUAUAUCUCCCUCCCCCCUCUCUCUUUCUCACACUGUAUCUUUUACUGUCUUUUUCUUUUUCCAUACUGAUAUUACACAAUUCCGUGUAGAUCGUCAUUAGUACGGAUGAAAGUAUCAACAAUACUAGUUCGGAUUAUCGCUAAUUCUAUAACAAGAAACUUAAUUCCUGAGAAGCACACGUGUGAAAGAAGUGACACUGACGAAAACCAGCAAGGACGGAUCUUUCACACGCGGUUUUCACAUCAAGAAUCCCCACAAGAUGAUCGUGGAUUUGCGGCAAUCGUUAAGAGACAAGAUUAGCAAAAAUGAAAUAUUUUGUAGCUUUGAAAUCGCUUCCAUGAGAAAACCCAAUGCAUUUUACCGAAGGUCUGUACAACGAGAGAAAUUGGGCCGAAUUACUGCAUGAUGAAUUUUAAUUAAAACAAUUACAUAUAAUAAGACAAUGGAUAUUAGACUUCUCGCAGAUAUGGAAGAGUAUUCGCCCCUCUUUUACGCGUUAACGUGGCAUAACGAAGCAACUUCCAACAACGAAGACUAUCUAUUGGAUUUGAUGGAAAAUUUUCCACCCCAUACCCUUUUACAUCUAGUGGCUAAGAGUCUAAAGCGUGACGAUGUCGUUCAUAUCCUGAAAAAAGCACUUGCCUUGGGAAUCGUUAAUAUAUUUGCAAUUCGAGGAGAUUCAUUAUCCAAGAGUGGUGAUUUCGAGCAUGCAUCGGAUUUGGUUGCUUUUAUCAGAGAACAAUUUGGCGAUACAUUUUGCGUGUGCGUCGCUGGUUAUCCGCAAAAGCAUCCAGAAUCACCCUCCAAGGAACUCGACUUACAUUACCUGAAAGCGAAAGUAGAAGCGGGCGCGGAUUUUAUUAUUACGCAAAUAUGCUUCGAGUCUCAAGUUGUGAUAGACUUUGUGAGGAAUUGCCGGAAGAUUGGAAUUCAUAUCCCGAUCCUACCCGGACUCUUCGCGCCAGCGAGUUACGCGUCUUUGCAGAAAAUGACGGACAUCUGUAGGCUUGAUGUGCCAAUUGAAAUUGAAAACGAUUUGGCACGAAUGAAGAACGAUGAUCAAGCAACGAGGGAAUAUUCAGUCGACAUGAUAGUACGAAUAAUUAAGGAUGUGAAAGGAAGCGGAGUCACAUGUGGUUUUCAUUUAUUUACUUUGAACAGAUUAUUGUUGGUAGCAGAAAUAUGUAAACGCGUAGAAUUGCUCAAAGGAGAAAACUCAUAGUACGUAGCGCCGAAAUUCACCAUGUUCCAGGUCACAUUUCAGAAAUGUUACAAAUUGAACGAAAAAUAGAUCAAGUUGAUUUUUGUACAAAACAAAAUAAAAUCGAUUGUUACGUCCUGGAGGGUGCGGGGCCAAGCGGUGUGCCAUCCGUCAGGAGCGUAACUUGGUUCAAUA
This is a messenger RNA of Monomorium pharaonis (pharaoh ant), 1586 nucleotides long. RefSeq names its product methylenetetrahydrofolate reductase. Gene Ontology annotation, molecular function: FAD binding; methylenetetrahydrofolate reductase [NAD(P)H] activity. The transcript has 5 exons. Gene Ontology annotation, biological process: tetrahydrofolate interconversion. NCBI's taxonomy places the organism in Eukaryota, Metazoa, Arthropoda, Insecta, Hymenoptera, Formicidae. Gene Ontology annotation, cellular component: cytosol. The record is from RefSeq and is a predicted model, not a curated record. The coding region runs from base 633 to 1412 and encodes 259 amino acids.